AUGGGGUCCAUGCGACCGACAGGAAGGUUCCUAUCGUUUGCGAACAACAUUCAACGUACACAGAAACAAGCUGUGCCAAGUGGAUUUCCACAAAGUCUAUCAGGGAGUGAGACGGAUGUGUCAACAUCUAAUGAGAAUUUGUCUCGAGAGGAGCGCUAUGUUGUGCGGCAUACAGCUAGGGUUGAGCCCCAGGGACAGGAGAACCAGACUCAACCGAAUAACAAUAACAGGAAUUCUCUAAAGGACAAUGUGACCGGUAGUAACCGUAACUCAUUAAAGGAUUCAGUGGGUGGAGGCAACAGUAAUAGAAGUUCACUCGAUGUGUCCUCCUCUUCAUACAAUACUCUCAUCAUACACAAUCAGGAUGACUCUUGGCCACCUAGACCUACUCCCAUUAGGGAACAUGAGAGAACAAGCAGUGAAGUGAAACACCCCACCACUCAGUCAUCACCGUACCACACACUGAAGAAGAACGAAGGUGUAAAGAAACCCAGUGGGAUACCUGUACCUAAGCUGCAUAAAGAACAGAAUGUCACAACCACAGCUAACUACAUUGAUAUUGGAGGCCAGAGGAUUUAUACUAGCCCACCUGACCAUGGAGUUCAGGAGAUAACAGAGAUCCCGGAUGAUUUCCUCAAUCAAUCUUCAGUACUAAAGCACUUGGCGAAGGAAGUGGCCCAGUCUCCAACCCCGCGCGGUCCCACUCCUCCCGCCUCGCCCCGCGCACCCGCGCCUCCCCGAGACGACUCAAGGAAAGCUAAAGGAAAAUGCUCAAAGGCUAAGCUUAGUAAGGAGAAAUUGAAUCUGUCGAGGUCACAGCCUGAUCUUACAAGCGUGGGUGUCCGCGCAGUGCCGGGUGGGUCGGAGUCGAGUGGCUGGUGUAGCGGCGGGGAGGGGGAGCUGGAGGAACCUGACGAUGCAUUCACUGCGGUACUCGACGCUCUGGCCGCUGAGAACCAUCAACUCAAGAGACAACUCGCUGAUGCCUGCGAGAGAGUCGCCAAAACUAAUAAGCUGGAAGAAGAAGUAGAAAAGGUCCGCACAGCACACGAAGAGCUGGUAGGUUCGUGCGAGCGUCGCGAGAGAUUGGAGCGGGCUGCCAGGGUACGACUGCAGGCAGACUGUCGCCGUCUGCACGACCUCAACCGAGCACUCAAACAACAGGUGGAGCUAUUAUCGCAAGGGGUACGAAAUGAAAACGACAGCAAUGCUGAAGCACUGCGCAAGGAGUUGCAGAGCAGAGAGAUGCUUAUCGCACAACUCAUUACACAGAACAAGGAGCUGGCAUGCGCUAAGGAGAGACAAGAGAUAGAGAUGGCGGCCCAGCGCGCCACGCUGCAGGAGCAACGCACGCACAUCGACAUACUGGACACCGCGCUCACUAACGCACAGGCCAACGUCGUCCGGCUCGAGGAGGAGUGCCGUCACGCGGGUGGUUACGUGGAGCGAGUGAUGGGGUUGCAGCGCGCCCUGGCCUCGCUGCAGCAGGCCUCCGACCGACGCGAGCAUACUGAGAGGAAGCUACGCGCGCAGCUAGAGAAGGAGCUGCAGACUCUCAGGAAGCGCGAGUGUAACUGCGGCGGCGGCGGCGCGGGCGGCGGCGGCGGCGAGGCCGAGCUGCGGCGCCAGCUGCGCGAGCGCGACGAGCGGCUGCUGGCGCUGGAGGGCGAGUGCGCCAAGUGGGAGCAGCGCUACCUCGAGGAGGCCGCGCUGCGACAGGCCGCCGUCUCCGCCGCGUCCAUACCCAAUUCCGUUUUCAGGGAUGCGAAGAUCGCGGCGUUGGAGAAGACGUCGGCGGAGUCCGAGCGACUGAUGGCGGAGGCUCGCAACGAGAAGAUACGACACAUGGACGAACUACACUCCGCACAGAAGAAACUCGCUGACCUAGAGGGCAGAGUAAAGGAGCUCGAAUCUAAAGUGGCGGAACGUGACGCGAUGAUCAAAGUCCUGCAAAAACACACUAGCGCUGCUUACGACAGUGGCGCUUCACUGCGGAAUAACUCCAGUCGCGAGGAACUGGUGGGCCUGUCGUCGGGCGCGUCGUUCUCCAGCGCGGAGGGAGUGGGCGGCGGCAGUGUGUCGGGCCGGUACCGACAUCUAGCGCGCAGGAACUACUCGCCGCAUAAUGACAACUCUAGCGGUUGCGGGUUCGACAGCACGUCCCUGCGCCUGGACGAGCAGUUGGCGGCGCUGGAGUCGCGCCUGGAGCGGCCGCCCGUGCCCGCCGUGAGUUACCUGCCCGACCGACCCGACCGACCCGAUAGACCCGACCGACCCGACCCUCGCGCGCAUGCAUGUCGCGACUACUACUGA
Messenger RNA from Spodoptera littoralis (African cotton leafworm), 2313 nucleotides. NCBI's taxonomy places the organism in Eukaryota, Metazoa, Arthropoda, Insecta, Lepidoptera, Noctuidae. The record is from the annotation of a GenBank genome assembly.